Messenger RNA from Sciurus carolinensis (gray squirrel), 7580 nucleotides. It is a transcript of the gene Camsap1, whose product is annotated as calmodulin regulated spectrin associated protein 1. Lineage: Eukaryota; Metazoa; Chordata; Mammalia; Rodentia; Sciuridae. Gene Ontology annotation, biological process: cytoplasmic microtubule organization; negative regulation of microtubule depolymerization; neuron projection development. The record is from RefSeq and is a predicted model, not a curated record. The transcript has 18 exons. Bases 215 to 5047 code for a protein of 1610 amino acids. Gene Ontology annotation, cellular component: microtubule minus-end. Gene Ontology annotation, molecular function: calmodulin binding; spectrin binding; microtubule minus-end binding.
CCCGCCCCCGCCUCUGGCCCGCGCCCGCCCGCCGCAGCCUCGCCGGCCCGCUCCGUGCCUCCUCGGCCUGGGCUCGGCGCCCGCAGCAUGCAGCAGCAGCCCGGGCGGCGGCGGCGGCGGCGGCCGUGAGGCGAGGGCCGUGCGCCGGGCGGGCCGGCGCGGGAGGGCGGCGGCGCCUUUGUUGCGGCGGGGCCGCCGCGGCCUUUGUCUGCAGAUGGUGGACGCGGGCGGCCGCCCCGCCGCCGAGGGCUGGCGGAGAAUGGAGACCCCGCCGGACGGCGCCGACCUGGUGCCGCUGGACCGCUACGACGCUGCGCGGGCCAAGAUCGCCGCCAACCUGCAGUGGAUCUGCGCCAAGGCCUACGGGCUAGACAACAUCCCCGAGGACCUCAGAGACCCCUUCUACAUUGACCAGUAUGAGCAGGAGCACAUUAAACCACCCGUUAUCAAGCUGCUCCUGUCCAGUGAGCUGUACUGCCGUGUCUGCAGCCUCAUCCUGAAGGGGGACCAGGCGGCCACCUUGCAAGGACACCAGUCUGUCAUCCAGGCUCUGUCCCGGAAAGGCAUCUACGUGAUGGAGAGUGACGACACCCCUGUGACAGAUGCGGACCUGGGCCAUGCGCCCAUCAAGAUGAGUGCCCACAUGGCAAUGGUGGAUGCCCUGAUGAUGGCCUACACUGUGGAGAUGAUCAGCAUCGAGAAGGUGGUGGCCAGUGUUAAGCGCUUCUCUACAUUCAGCGCCUCGAAAGAACUUCCCUACGACCUUGAGGACGCCAUGGUGUUCUGGAUCAACAAGGUAAAUCUUAAAAUGAGAGAGAUAACAGAAAAGGAAGUUAAGUUAAAACAGCAACUACUGGAAAGUCCAGCUCAUCAAAAGUCUCCCUCCAAGUGGUAUUGGAAGUUAGUGCCCGUCCGCUAUCGGCGAGAGCACCUCUCUGCCAGGCAGUCGCCCUGCUUCCCGUUGCUGGAGGACUUGAUGCGAGACGGCAGUGAUGGCGCUGCUCUCUUGGCAGUUGUUCACUAUUACUGCCCAGAGCAGAUGAAGCUGGACGACAUAUGUCUGAAGGAGGUCCCAUCGCUGGCCGACAGCCUGUACAACAUCCGGCUGCUGAGGGAGUUCUCCAACCAACACCUGAGCAAGUGCUUCUACCUCACCCUGGAAGACAUGCUGUAUGCGCCCCUGGUGCUCAAGCCGAACCUCAUGGUCUUCAUUGCUGAGCUUUUCUGGUGGUUUGAGAAUGUCAAGCCAGACUUUGUCCAGCCCAGGGAUAUUCAGGAGCUGAAAGAUGCUAAAACAGCACUGCAGCAGAAAAGUAGCCGGCCUCCUGUCCCCAUCUCCAAUGCAACCAAGCGCAGCUUCCUGGGCAGCCCUGCUGCACUGAGCCCGGCUGACCUGCCACCACCUACCCAGCCGCCAGCUGAAGGCGGGCAUAGGUACCACCUCCACCCCGAAGAAGCUGAAUGUCUUGGGAAAGGAACUUCUGCCUUUAGCCCGUCCCAUCCUUUAUUGCCACUGAGGCAGAAGCAGCAAAAAGCAGUGCAGGCAGAGGACACCCCCGAUCAGCGACAUCGAUCUAACUCUUUAACCCGAGUCGAUGGCCAGCCACGAGGUACAGCAGUAGCGUGGCCAGAAAAAAAAGCCAGGCCAGUGUCCCAACCAACACCCUUUGCUCUCCAUCAUGCUUCGAGUGGUGACAUGGACCUUGGCUCUGGCGAUAGCGUCAGCCUGGCCCGCUCCAUCAGCAAAGACAGCUUGGCAUCAAGCAUUGUUCAUCUGACCCCACAGAACCAACCCUGCCCCACGGCUGGAAGGACCAAUGGGAAGAGCCUCCUGAGCAAUGUCAGUAUUGAGGAUGAGGAUGAGGAGCUGGUGGCCAUCAUCAGGACAGAUGUGUCUCCCCACUGUGUGGACCCGCAAGGCCCCAGGGCCUCCCCACGGGCCCCAGGCCUGACUGCCGGUGCCAGGUCUCCCCAGAGGCAAGUGGACACCCUCGAGAAUAAGCCUGACAGCUUUUUCUUGGAGCCCCUGCUGCCAGCAGUGCUGAGGCCGGCCAAAGAGAAGCAGACCAUUACCAAGGAAGAUGAGCGAGGGGAAGGGAGACCUCGGAGCAUCGCGCCCAGGAGGCCCAGUGAGGGCCCUCAGCCUAUUGCACGGAAGAAGUCGGCCAGCCGUCGUGACCUGAAUAGCACUUUCACCCCAAUUCCCUGCUCAGAGCUUGCUGCUGGCAUUGACCCUGCAGAGCGGGGACUACGGCCAGCGGAAGCUGCCGAAGUGCGUGGGGGGCCUCUGGCCAUUGGUGGACUGGAUCCAUCACCUCAGGGACAGUCUGCCGAUGGCUUUUUCCUUCACCUAGGCAGGGCUGAUGGAGACACAGAGGGGAGGUUAUGUGUUGGCCCGAGGAGCCCUGGCACUCCCGAUGCGGAGCCCUGGGCUGUCCUAAGGCCAGAUUCUGACUCUGAUGUGGGGGACCUAGAGGAAGUGGAGCAGGAUUUCAUUGGCGAGGAUCCUGCCGUGGUAAUUGCCAGGUACAUGGGUGAAGAGGAGUCGGCCAAGCUGCAGGAGGACAUGAAGGUGAAGGAGCAUGAGGACAAGGACGAUGCCAGUGGCCGCUCGAGCCCAUGUCUGAGCACCGCCUCUCAGCUCAGCAGCGUGUCCAUGGCCAGUGGAAGCGUGAAGAUGACCAGCUUUGCUGAGAGGAAGCUCCAGAGGCUCAACAGCUGUGAAACCAAGUCCAGUACCAGCAGCUCCCAGAAGACCACACCGGAUGCGUCUGAAAGCUGCCCAGCCCCUCUGACGACAUGGAGGCAGAAAAGAGAGCAGAGCCCAGGCAGGCACAGCCGGGACCCCGCCAGCCUCUUGGCGUCUGAGCUGGUGCAGCUGCACAUGCAGCUGGAGGAGAAGCGCAGGGCCAUCGAGACCCAGAAGAAGAGAAUGGAGGCCCUGUCCGCACGGCAGCGCCUGAAGCUGGGCAAGGCUGCCUUCCUGCAUGUGGUGAAGAAGGGGAAGGCCGAUGGCACCCCACAGCCACUGAGGCCAGAGCACUUUGCAAAGGAGUAUGCACAGCACAACGGCGAGGACUUCGAGGGUGGCAUUUCCAAGCCAGAGGCCUUUCUCACCAAGGAGGAGCAGAGGGGAGACCUUGGCGAGUCUCAGGACGUGGACAGAGAGAGCCUGGCUUUUGUCCAGCUUCAUAAACCCAAAGACCUGGCCGCUGUGCACGACGGGGAGAAGGGCAGAGUACUUUCCGCUGCUCUCCUGGAAGACGGCAUUGGCGAGGUGGGAGACCUGAACGAGUGCGACCUUUCCAUCGAGAAACUGAACGAAACCAUCAGCACACUGCAGCAGGCCAUCUUAAAGAUCUCUCAGCAGCAAGAGCAGCUUCUCAUGAAGUCCCCCACGGUGCCAACCCCAGGCUCUAAAAAUGACUCUCAGGACCAAAGAGUAAAGGCCUCCAUCCACUUCGUUGAGCCACUUUCUCCUACUGGGAUGACUGGUCACCGCAAACCCCCCCGUCUGGGCCAGGGCCGGAGCUCUCGUUCAGGAAGACCAGCUGAGCUGAAGGUUCCAAAGGACAGGCAGCAGGGCUCUUCCCGGAGCAAGACCCCAACACCCAGCGUGGAGACCCUCCCACAUCUGCGAUCUUUCCCCCCUGGUGACCACCCACGGACACCUCCUGACCCUGGUGUGGACAGUGCUGCAGCCCCUGGCAGUAACCCUCCUGAGAAGUGUCUCUUGGACAGUUACAGGCUCCAUGAUGAAAGCAACCAGCGGACAUUGGCUCUGUCCUCCUGCAAAGAGGCAAAUGUUCUGUCUGAACAGAUGAGCUUCCCAGAAGCUGGGGACACAAGCGGGAAGGAGGCAGGGCUGCGCUCCUCCGACCCCACAAGGAGCGACCACAUUCCUGGGGAAGAGCCGCUGAGGAGCAAGGCCAGCCUCAUUGAGGUGGACCUGUCCCACCUGCAGGCCCCUGAUGAGGAUGGAGAGGGGGCUGUCCACGCAGGUUCUGCAGACCUCCUCAGUGACAGCGACCAGAAGCCUGGGCUUGGCUUUUUCUUCAAGGAUGAACAGAAAGCGGAAGAUGAACUUGCUAAGAAGAGGGCGGCCUUCCUCCUAAAACAGCAGCGCAAGGCUGAAGAGGCUCGUGUGCGGAAGCAGCAGCUGGAGGCGGAGGUGGAGCUCAAGCGGGAUGAAGCCCGGCGUAAAGCUGAGGAGGAUCGCAUCCGGAAGGAGGAGGAGAAGGCGCGCCGAGAGCUCAUUAAGCAGGAGUACUUGCGGAGGAAGCAGCAGCAGAUCUUAGAGGAGCAAGGGCUUGGCAAACCCAGAUCAAAACCGAAAAAGCCGCGCCCAAAGUCUGUGCACCGGGAAGAGUCGUGCAGUGACUCCGGGACCAAGUGCUCCUCCACCCCUGAUAACCUGAGCCAGACUCAUUCCGGCUCUAGCCUGUCCUUGGCCUCUGCAGCUACGACGGAGCCUGAGAGUAUUCAUUCGGGGGGCACGCCUUCUCAGCGAGUGGAAUCCUUGGAAGCCUUGCCCAUAUUGAGUCGCAACCCAAGCAGGAGCACAGACCGGGACUGGGAAACAGCAUCAGCAGCUUCCUCCCUGGCCUCGGUGGCUGAGUACACAGGUCCCAAGCUCUUUAAGGAGCCCAGUAGCAAGUCGAACAAGCCCAUCAUCCACAAUGCCAUCUCCCACUGCUGCCUGGCUGGGAAGGUGAACGAGCCUCAUAAGAAUUCCAUAUUGGAGGAGCUGGAGAAGUGUGACGCCAACCACUACAUCAUCCUGUUCCGCGACGCUGGCUGCCAGUUCAGGGCGCUGUACUGCUACUACCCCGACACCGAAGAGAUCUGCAAGCUCACCGGCACGGGGCCCAAGAGCAUCACCAAGAAGAUGAUCGACAAGCUGUACAAAUACAGUUCGGACCGGAAACAGUUCAACCUGAUCCCAGCCAAGACCAUGUCCGUCAGCGUGGACGCACUCACCAUUCAUAACCACUUGUGGCAGCCCAAGCGGCCCACAGUGCCAAAGAAGAACCAGACUCGUAAGUGACCCCAGCGCAGCCCGGGGUCUGAGGAUGUGCCGACGGGAUCCAUAUUUAUUUUUUCGUCCAGUGGGGUACGAAGCGUGCAGACAAAGACUUCCUUCAGAGGCGUUUAGACCACGGAAGGAAAGCCCUCCCUCGCCUCCGCACACCCACCGGGGAUGCCAGGCGGGUGAGAAGGGAAGCGUACAUGCCCUGUUUUCAGUGGCAGCUGCUGUGGUCCCUGCUGACCACCGUGGCCCCGAGACGGGGACGUGGUGCAGCGGGGUCCCCAGCCACGUCUCCUCACCCAGCUCUUUGCGACGUGUCGGGUGUGGCCCGCCCCGGCCCUGCCUCGCCUCUCCGCACACUGCUUGCCGCCCUUCCGCUGGCCAGCGGCAGGUGCGCUCUGUGACCAGGUGUGAGCGUCUUCAUGAGAGGAGCUCGUGUGGAUUCUUUUUAUUUGAGAAGUUGUCUAUUUAUUGAUUAUGUCUACUGCCAACUUUACACCUUGAGAUUUCUGAACAAGCCUUGUUCCUUGCUGCUCAGAGAAGUUUACUGAGGUUUCCAGUCCACUAAAAGCACUGAAAGCAGCAGUCGGUCUCUGUGGCAUCCCGUUUACAGGCGUGGAGACGGUGACUGCGACAGGUGGCCGUGAGGAUGGCCAGGGUACUACUGGCUGGCGUUGGCCUGCUGUGAAAUGGUGGCCGCGCCAGCAGCUGCUGUGCCAGUGAAGCUUUGGGCAGGGCGCUGGUGGCCUGUUCUCUUUAAUAAAGGCAGAUGUGGUACAGUCGGAGCAUCUGUCGCUCUGAGCACGUCUCUCCUGAGACGCUGCGCUUGGCCGCAGACUCCUGUGGUGGUGUGACAUUUGGACCUGCCUGUCGCGCUCUGGCUUGAGGAGCAACAUGCUCUGCGUGGCGUGCAGUUGCAUCUGAGGGUGGUGACUUUGUCUUGUUGCCUAUUUAAAAGCAAUUGUGUGGUUAUUUGCAGUUAUUCCAGAACUCAAGUAAAGUGGAGUGGCUCUGGGUUCUUGCCACAUGGUCCCAGUGGCGAUGGCUGGUGCCUCUCCAGAGCGGACGUUCCUGGGGAGCAGGUGCACCCCAGCCCCAGCUGUGGCGUGUGCCACAUGGCAGAGACACCCGCGUGAUGAACCAGCUGCCAAAAGGUCCUGGAGCCACUUACAUUAGUUUUGCACAUACUUUCUUGGGAGUGUUACUUGAAUCUAUCUUGAACUGCAGAAAAAAUUAAUGAUAAUAGAAGAAACUAGAGACAGGUGUAACUGUCACACAGUGUUAGGUAGAAAGGUGACUGAGUUGUGUGCAGAGGAAGGAGGGACAUGGUGCAGGAACACUAGAGGGAAGCCCAGGCCUCGUUUCACUUUCCUCAUCCUUUGAAGAACAAUGCAGUCUGCUCUGACUGUGUAAAUACCGUGUUGGGCCCGGCGCUGCUGUGGAGUGACCACAGGCCGUGCUGAGAUUAAAGUCUGGACGUCUGUCAACACGCUUCUGCACGUGUGCUCUAUUCCUCACUAUGCCCUUGAUCCAUGUCACCCACUGAUUUGAGAGAGCCCUGAAAUGUCACGAAGAGUGAGCAGUGUGCACGUCAUCGGCCCCAGUCAGGGAUGCAGCAACUCUUCUGUUCCGACAGGGCUCCAACCAGCCCUCCUGCAGCCCCUGCAGCCCCUGCAGCCCUGGUGUCCUGGUGCUGUGCUGGGGAGUUGGGGGGUCUUCUGGCUCAGGUUCCCGCUGGGCACCAUGCUCUGAGCAUCCUGUCUGCGGGGCUGGCCCUGCUGCAGCAUCCGGCGUGUCCAGUUGCCAGUGCCCAGGCCACAUUGCUCAGGCGAGGGGGGUCCUUGGUGCAGCAGCCUCUGCAUUAUUGGGGGAUCUUCAGACACGAGGUGCACCCAGGGUGAUGAUUCCAGGCCUUGCUGGCAGGGCGAUGGUGCGUCCCUCACGUCAGCCCCAGCGAGGCUUUGACAGAGGCCUGCACUUCCUGAGUCCUGCAGUGCCUCGGUGCCAUGCCACAGGGCUCCUGUGGUGGACAGGCCCUUCACCCCUCCCUGCCCCCCACACUCUGUGCAGGGCUAAGGCAGUGCCAUGCAGGCCACUGAGAGAGGCAGCCCAGUGGCGUGCAGGCACUUGGUGGUGACAGAUGCACCAGCCAGAGAGGCUGGUGCCGAGACAGAGGAGUUCCAAGAGGCCCAUCGUCCACAGAUGCACAUGCAGUCGCCUGGGUGUGCAUCUACUUCGUGCACAUGUGUAGACGUAGGGCGAACACAAGGCACACGUGUGGGCGUGGGGUGCAUGCACACGUGUUCACGUGAGGGCGUGUGCACAACACAGCCAGACCAUCUCCCUUGUGUCCUUGAGCCGUCUCUGAACGUGUUGCUGCCAAGCAGCCUCCAACAGAUUCCAGCCUCAACCUGUGUUCUGUGCUCUGGCAGCUUUGCAAAGGGGAAUGAUGCAGAAGAUACUUCAAGAUGAUACUUUUAUUCCCUGAAUAAAAGCUAGUUGUUAUUUGGAGGGGAAAAUAUUUAUUGAAAUAAAAUUUUCUGUUACAGAU